This is a messenger RNA of Nycticebus coucang (slow loris), 1790 nucleotides long. It is a transcript of the gene GIPC1, whose product is annotated as GIPC PDZ domain containing family member 1. The record is from RefSeq and is a predicted model, not a curated record. The coding region runs from base 178 to 1173 and encodes 331 amino acids. Gene Ontology annotation, molecular function: protein binding. The transcript is spliced from 8 exons. Lineage: Eukaryota; Metazoa; Chordata; Mammalia; Primates; Lorisidae.
UCAGAUGAGGAAACUGGUCCUGUGAAGUAAAGUGACGUGCCCACGUCACACACCUGGCUCAUUCUGGCUGCUGUCUUGACAAGAAACUGUGGGGAACACACGUGGAAUCCAGGAAACCUGCAAGAGGCAAUUGCACUAGUCUAGGUCUCCUGAGUGUGCCCCUGCUUCUCACUGCCCAUGCCGCUGGGAUUGGGGCGGCGGAAAAAGGCACCGCCUUUGGUGGAAAAUGAGGAGGCUGAGCCAGGCCGUGGAGGGCUGGGUGUGGGAGAGUUGGGGCCCCUGGGUGGAGGUGGGGCUGGGGGGCCCCAAAUGGGCUUGCCACCCCCAGCCCUGCGGCCUCGUCUCGUGUUCCACACCCAGCUGGCCCAUGGCAGUCCCACUGGCCGCAUUGAGGGGUUCACCAAUGUCAAGGAGCUGUAUGGGAAGAUCGCCGAGGCCUUCCGCCUGCCAACUGCUGAGGUGAUGUUCUGCACCCUCAACACCCACAAGGUGGACAUGGACAAGCUGCUAGGUGGCCAGAUUGGCCUGGAGGACUUCAUCUUUGCCCAUAUCAAGGGGCAACGCAAGGAGGUGGAGGUGUUCAAGUCAGAGGAUGCACUGGGGCUCACCAUCACAGACAAUGGGGCUGGCUAUGCCUUCAUCAAGCGCAUCAAGGAAGGCAGUGUGAUUGACCACAUCCAGCUCAUCAGUGUGGGUGACAUGAUCGAGGCCAUCAACGGACAGAGCCUGUUGGGCUGCCGGCACUAUGAGGUUGCCCGGCUGCUCAAGGAGCUGCCCCGGGGCCGCACCUUCACGCUGAAGCUCACCGAGCCCCGAAAGGCCUUUGACAUGAUCAGCCAGCGUUCAGGGGGUGGCCGCCCUGGCUCUGGCUCACAACUGGGCACUGGCCGAGGGACCCUCCGGCUCCGAUCCCGGGGCCCUGCCACAGUGGAGGAUCUGCCCUCAGCCUUUGAGGAGAAGGCGAUUGAGAAGGUUGAUGACCUGCUAGAGAGUUACAUGGGCAUCAGGGACACGGAGCUGGCGGCCACCAUGGUAGAGCUGGGGAAGGACAAAAGGAACCCAGACGAGCUGGCCGAGGCCCUAGAUGAACAGCUUGGUGACUUUGCCUUCCCCGAUGAGUUCGUUUUUGACGUCUGGGGUGCCAUCGGUGACGCCAAGGUCGGCCGCUACUAGGACUACCCCUGGACCUCUCCAUGAUGGCCUAGGCCCAGCCUGGUUGGGAGACCCUCCAAAGAGGACAUCAGGGCCUGGACCUGAGUGUCCAGCUUGGGCCAAGCUUAGCAUCCCAGGGCUAUGCAGAGGGGAGAUGGGGCCUGGCCACUGCCCCACUGCAAUCGGUACCACCCUGUCUCUGGUCCCCGGCCCCCUUGCCCUGCUCCCCACCUACCUCAGCCUGGUCAGGCAUGGGGAGGGAUUGGCCAAAUUGGGCAGCCACCCCCAUCUUCUAUACUUUCCACCAUCAGUUGCCAAAGUGGUCCUUCUAUGUCUUCCUGGGACCUCAGGCUCUGUUUGGGGGUGGUGACCUUCCUAGUUUCUUGAUCUAGGGAAUAUGAUGGUGUCCCUUCUGGAAAAUGCAAUAAUGCUCUCCCCCUCCACCAACCCCCUUUUGAGAGGAGCCCUCUCCCUGUGGAGUCUGUUACCUCCGCAUUUGAAAUGAGUCUGCUGUGAACCCCCAACCUUCCCCUCAAGGCCCAGCCUUGUACUAGAGCAGCGGGGAAGGGAGGCAUGAUGAUGAUAGGCUUUUGUAUCUGAAUUUGCUGUCUUGAACAUAAAGAAUAUAUCUGCUGUUG